This is a messenger RNA of Daldinia caldariorum, 1469 nucleotides long. RefSeq lists its product as uncharacterized. NCBI's taxonomy places the organism in Eukaryota, Fungi, Ascomycota, Sordariomycetes, Xylariales, Hypoxylaceae. The transcript has a single exon. The record is from RefSeq and is a predicted model, not a curated record. Bases 611 to 1162 code for a protein of 183 amino acids.
GUGAGUAAGCAAGCCAGGUCACGAUGUCGGUCACGAUGCACCACUGAGGUCACCGGCCCUCGUAGCCCAUGGGGGGCCACACGGCCUCAAAGGUUGUUCUCAGCUCAGCCAUCUAUGCAUCGUCAGCACCAAAUCGUUUGCCCAUGCUCGAACUCGACCCCACAGCAGAGUUUAGCCCUGCUGAUUUUGAUCUCGAUUUCGAGGCAUCGCAGCUUAGAUCUAACACCUUAUUUUGACCACACUGCAUCCAAGGUCAUACGACCACGUGAGAGGAAUGCCGACGCCAAAUAGUCCCCAAAGCGUGUUCUGGGCUUGGCUCGCCGACACUACCGGUAAGUUUGGGAAACAACAAGGUUUGACCAAUAUUAAGUGAAGUUUCCUGAUGGCGUAGGAAGUUGUUUGAAUGGAUAGGCGUUUGUUUUAAAAACAUGAUAGAACGAAAUAGAACGCUAUUGUGUAGUUAGUUUCGUAUAUUAAGAGAUAGGUAAUUUCUCUUUCUCGUAGUAGGGGCAAUAGGGGGCCCAGAGGGAAAAGGAAAAAAACAAAAACACCAAAACCAUUGAAGCUGCGCAAUUUUUCUUCACGAAAAGGAGCCUCAUAUAGAAAAAAAAUGACCGUAGAAACUAGCAUCUCAACACCCCUCCCCGCCGGCGUGAAGCCUAGCGUCGUCGUCGCACUACUACAUAACCACGAGACGUACAUCCGAACGACAUGUCCACAACUCAUAAGUUACACCCGCAUCUCACCUAUUACCACCAAUACUAGUACUCCUACUACUACUCUCACGUUCGACCCCAACCUCGACCCCAACCCAAACCCGAGCGUCGCCCCGGUCGACGAGUCCCACAUCUUCGAAGUCACGGACCGGCGACCCAUCGGGCAGACAAGCUACCGGCUGACGCUGACGAACCGGGCGGACGGGAUCGAGGCGACGGUCGAAGGCAAGGUGCCCACGGGGUCGAUGACGAUCCGCUCGCGGUGGCGGGUGCGCGGCGACGCGGCGGGCCUGCUCGAGGAGCACAUCGACGUCGAGAGCAACAUGAUCACCCGCAAGAUGGUCAAGAGCAACAUCGAGCGGAACCACCCGGCGCACCAUCGGAGUUUUCUCGCUGAGGCCAAGGAGAAGUCUACGAAGGCGGUGGCGGUGGCGGCUACGGCGUGAUGCGAAUUUUUGAUAUUUGGAUUUUGUUCUAUGGAAGUACCUUUCUUACCUUAGGUAAGGUAAGGUAAGGUGCCUACCUAACCUACCUGGUAUUUGGUUGCGAGUUGUGAUGCGAGUUGAUGGUGUGCUUGUACGCUGAUAGAGGGGCCGAGGGUGUCUACCAAUAUGAAAAUAAAAAUUAAUUCUAGAAGGGAGGGAAGAGAAAUCAGGGAUUAGAUGAGACAAUAUAAGACACUUUUUUAGAGCCGCGGGAUGAUAAUAAGACUUUUUUUUUCGCUUGUUAAUAUGUACGUAUCUUCAUAGUUGC